UCUGUUUACUCCUGAAACUCCUGGACUAACAACUGGAUGCUUUAGCUGAUCACCAUCUACCAUCUUUACACAUAUUUCUCUACCCGUCCGUCCAACCUACCACCGUCACCUGAGCAUGCGGGUGCUACUGGAGAGCAGCUGGAUGAGGUUUGGACCAGCUGGCAGAGGGUCGUACGACUGGGUGACAGGAUCACCUUCAACACAGGAGAAGCAGAGCUACAACUGGAAUGACCUGGGAGAGGACAGAAAGCCAGAGCUGGUGGUCUACGUGGUCCUCCCUAUCGUCUCCGUCCUCCUGCUGGCUCUCCUGGUGGGCCUGGUCUACCGCCGAUGCUCCCGCAGCAAGCUGAACCUGGCCAACAUCAUCGCUCUGGACCUGGAGGACGCAGAGAGCAGCGCCGAGUUCCUCUCCUCCCUGACCAGGAACGUCGAGCGCCACACCAGUACCAGCUCAGACGGAUCGGACGGGGUCUUUGUCAUGGUCUACCUGCCUCCGCCCUACGAGGACACGCUCAGCAAGAUCACCCGAGCCGCCAGCCUCUCCAGCUCCAAGGACGCAGAGUCGAUAAAGAUAGAAGAUCUGGAGGCCAAGUUGUGUCCGGAGCUCAAGUCCAGCGGUCGCUAUGUGUGAUUAGUGUUGAUGCUGCAGUGUAAAAAGACUUUAUAACUCCAAUAUUUGGUGUUUUUUUUUAACUUUGUUGUCUGUAAAUUAUACUUAUUUAAUUAUCAUCCAUAUAUGCAGCUCUACAGAGACUUUCAACCUCUUUUAGAUCAUAGUUUUGGUUUCAUGGUACUUUUACUGUAUGGUUCAGUCUCUGCUCUCAUAACCUCAUUUCCUCUGAUAAACCCACUCUUCACAACCCGCCCAGCACCAAACAGCAGACAGACAGAGUUAGAGACUGGCUGGUGAAGAAAAGUGAAACAUUUAACAGCCAAAGAGCCGAAACCAAGACUGAAAGAAGAGGCAAUACUGGUGAACACUAACACAACUUCAAUGUGAUGCUUAUGUUGUCUCUGUGUGUCUACUGGAUGUUUAAGAAGCAACUGUCUGUGUGCUGUCAGCUUGU
Molecule: messenger RNA, 1067 nt
Organism: Thunnus maccoyii (southern bluefin tuna)
Lineage: Eukaryota; Metazoa; Chordata; Actinopteri; Scombriformes; Scombridae
Product: small integral membrane protein 28-like
Exons: 2
Coding region: 116-631 (171 amino acids)
Source: RefSeq, a predicted model, not a curated record